CUGGCGCUUUGGAAAUUUCUCGACUCGGACACGUUUCUACUUGCCGGUUGUAUUUGUCCCAAUUCCUUGCCUUUCUUUCACAGUUUCGAUAUUAAAACACGUCCUGUUGAUAAUUUGCCAAGAUCAAGAUGGAUUCAGAGGAGAUAAUGAAACUAAAGACAUUUGUUGGUCUUUGCAAGGCUAACCCAGCAAUACUGCAUGCACCCCAGUUUGCAUUCUUCAAGGAAUAUCUUGACAGCCUUGGAGCAACUGUUCCUCCGCCAUCCCAGAAAACAGCGUGGGAAGCACCAGAAGAAGAGAAACCAACGCCUGAGCCAACACCCUCUCCUGCACCUGCACCUGCUGAGCCGGAGCCAGAGCCAGAGAGCAGUGGCAGUGAACUCGACAUCAGUGAUACGGGUGUCAUUGAAGAUGACGAUGUUACACCUCAACAGCCAAUGGGUGAUCCUGACAAAGUGGUGACUGAUGAUAUGAUGGAGGAAGCAUCUGUCAAGAGAAAUGAAGCUAUGGAAGCCCUCAAUAUGGGCAACCCAGACCAAGCUAUCCUGUUGUUCACCGAUGCCAUCAUCUUGAAUCCUAAAUCUGCUGUACUGUUUGCCAAGAGAGCAUGUGCGUACGUGAGAGAACUAAAACCAAAACGAGCUAUCCUUGACUGUGACCAAGCCAUUGAACUGAAUCCAGACUCGGCCAUUCCAUACAAAUGGAGAGGAAAAGCGAACAAAUUGCUUGGCCAAUGGGUAAAUGCGGCCAGGGAUCUCCGCAUGGCAGCUAAACUUGAUUUUGAUGACGAUAUUAACCAACUACUUCAUGAAGUCGAACCAAAGGCCAAGAAGAUUGAACUUCACCUGUUGAAGAAGGAGCGUAAGAAGAAGGAACGCCAAGACAGGGAAAGACGUGAACGCAUCCAGAAAGCAAGAGAAGAGAGGGAGAAGGCUCAGAAGGAAUAUGAACGUCAGCAAGCAGAACAGGAGAGCCAAGGUUUCCCCGGUGGAAUGCCCGGAUUUGGGGGUAUGGGUGGAGGUAUGCCCGGAGGAAUGGGCGGCGGAAUGCCCGGAGGAAUGGGUGGCAUGCCCGGCGGUGGAAUGCCAGGAAUGGGAGGAAUGCCCGGCGGCAUGGGUGGCCUAGGAGACCUGUUGAAUGACCCUGAACUUCUUAUGGCAUUCCAGGACCCUGAAGUGAUGGCUGCAUUCAAGGUCGUCAGCCAGGACCCAUCGAAAAUCAGCGAAUAUGAGAAUAAUCCGAAGGUAAAGCGAGUGAUCGAGAAAAUGACUGCGAAAUUCGGCGCAGCAGGUGCAGGUGGUCCUGGCGAGGGUGGCAUGCCUGGUGGGUCCGGAAGUCCACCGUUCGGAGGACCAGGAGCAGGGGGCAGCUCUUCAUUCACUCCAUCAUCUGCUGAUAUCGAUUAGAGUGUGAUGUCAUCACAUGAAUUCCUGGUCAUUGAGUUCAACCGCAGCUACAAGAUUUUGAAAUCAGCCUCACCUACUGUCAACUCAGUUAUUGUCCUGGAAAUUAGCUAAUGAUGGAGUUAACAGUAUUGUGUUCUUUCAGAUUUCUAUUUCAUUGUAAAUGUAUUGACAUUUACUCAGCUUAUGAAUCAAAUUGUGUGUCGGUGUGCCAGUAGGGUUAUUUGGGAGGGCAUUGCGUAGCAGGUUGUGUAUGUUCUGUUUGAGGCAUGUAAAAUCAAGAUAAAGCGUAUCGGUUGCCAAAUUGGCUAUGGUAUUAUCACCAGUACUGCAGGGGCCUAACUAGAUCUAAAAAACGUUUCAGUGCUCACUCUUGCAGCCAAUACCGAUGCUGUCCUUUCCUUUCCAAAUCAGCAUUCAUUGAGACAUGAUCAAUCUGAACGUUUUGGUGAUUUCAUGGCUGGGUCUCGAGGGGCUUCAGUCUGAUGGUAUAUAGGCUUGGUCCAAAAAGAAAAAACUACCUUUGACUUUUCCCAAGUAAUGUGGAUGACCAAUAUUGUUGACCAUAAAGUGGAGUAUGUGAUGUUCAGGCAGACUGCUGUUGUGUUCAUGAAUUCCUAGCUGCUCCCACAUCAGCAGUGUUUCCUCCUGAAGAACCCUUCUUUUUAGUCAGAACAAAUAUUAUGCAACAGAUACGUCUCAUCUAGCAGUAUUCUUUGCUGGAGAUGUUGUAUGUUAGGAUUAUGUUGAAAUUUAGUUGUUAGGUAUAUUGUAUAAUGUGCUGGCAUUCUAAUUUACAAAUGAAAGUUUACUUUACAAAUUACUGUAGACACCUUUAUUUUCAUAGUGGAUUGGCUCUCUUUAGUUCUGAUGCUUCCUCUCGCAGCACCAUUGACUCCCAGCAAAUCAUUGGACAUGAUCAGAAACACUCUACACAGUGUUGUAUUAUUGCCACAGAAGUUUUCAUUUUAGUUAUCUUAUCGAUGAAAUGUUUCCUUUCCAAUGUUUACUUUGUUGUGCCUUUUAUUUUUGACAUUGGUGUGUCCUUAACUCUCUUGAUUACCAUGUACCAACUGGAACGAUUCUAAAAAGUGGCCAGUCCCGGCUGUCUGUAGUAGAACCUCUCCCUCAAUUCAUAGGUUGUCCAGCUUGCAGUCAUGUCCACAAUAGAGGUGCCGUGCAUCUUCAUGUUAUGAGAAGCCUGAUACCCCUACAGUCAUUUCAAGUGUUUUUGUAGCUUGAGAAUUAAUUGAGUUAAGUACAUCGUGUCCUGUGUAAAAGUGUCACUAAUUGCAUGGUUAUCUUUGACAGUCUGAAUAAAACCAAUCUUCAUUCCAUUAAA
Messenger RNA from Lineus longissimus, 2745 nucleotides. Its product is annotated as hsc70-interacting protein-like. The transcript has 13 exons. Lineage: Eukaryota; Metazoa; Nemertea; Pilidiophora; Heteronemertea; Lineidae. The record is from RefSeq and is a predicted model, not a curated record. Gene Ontology annotation, molecular function: Hsp70 protein binding; protein dimerization activity. The coding region runs from base 129 to 1406 and encodes 425 amino acids.